UAAGUUGCGAGGAUCUCGCUCCGCCUUUUGACAAGCCCUUAAUUUCUGUGAAGGGGAACACAUGCAGAUUUAUAAAGUGCAGUGCGAAGUAACAUGAAGACAGAAGGUUUGGUUUGAGUUUUUGAGACUGCUCAAAACCAAAUUACUCAACUUUACAAUUCUUCGACUGUUCUCAUCUCUCCAAACACAGACUCCAUUGCAAGGAUGACUGUCCAGCAGCAUGCCUCGACUGGUACAAACAUGGACAUUGAAGAAAGUAAAAUUCUCUCUAAGCAGUGUUUCUGGGAUGGCAGCAGCCGGCGCAAUGCAGACAUAGUGUUGAAGAACAGUUCCUACAGGGCUGCCACAAUUUGCCUCGGGCUCCUCUGUGUUCUCAUGCUGGCCGGUAUCAUAGGUCAGAGCAUCCACUAUCAAAAAGUCGAAAAAGAAAACCAAGACAAUGUAAAAGUCAUCGACAAAGAGAACCUGCAGCUCAGCCAAAGCCAGUUAGAGACCAUUAUCAGUGAUUUGAACAAAAACAUUGAACAGCUGAGAGCCAGUAAAAGCCGAUUGGAUACCAAUUACAAUGUCUUGUCUGCAGCCACAGAGCUGUUACAAAAACAAUAUGACACAGUGGUCAAACCUAAAGAUGAGUUACAGGGCAGUCAUGACUCGGCGACCAGGGAGAGGGACAAUUUACGAAACCAAUUAAAUAAUGUCACCAGAUCCAAAGAGAAACUGCAGAUGAGUUACAAUGACUUGAUUAAAGACAUAAAACAUUUGAAGGAGAGAUACAACGCAUCUACCGGUGAAAAGGACACACUAGCAAAAAGUCACCAAAGGCUAACGACAGAAAGAGACGCUCUUCAAGAAACUUUCAUCUCUCUUAAAAAAGAAGCAGAUAUAUUGCGGGCUAAUUACGUGUCGUUGGCUCGGGAAAAAAAAGAGCUUGAAAGCAGCUUAAAUAAUGUGACUGCCGAGAGAGAUAAUCUCCAGGGCCUAGUUGACAAAAUGAAAAAGACAAUGCAAGAUAAGAAGUGUGUAAAUGGCUGGCAGAAGUUCGAGUGCAGCUGCUACUACACUUCUUAUGGCAACAGAACCUGGCAGAAAAGCAGAGAAUACUGUCAUAGCAAAGGAGCAGACCUGGCAAUCAUCACAAGCCAAAAUGAGAUGAACUUCAUCAAUGGCUUGUUUGGACAUGACACUAAUACCUGGAUUGGAUUGACUGAUGAAGGAGUAGAGGGCGUGUGGAAAUGGGUGGACGGUACACCACUGACCUUAGCGUUCUGGGCUGCAGACCAGCCUAACAGCUAUCAAGGGACGGACCAGGACUGUGGGGAAUUCCUGCACCGUGCAUCAGGGAAAGGCGAAUGGAAUGACGAGACCUGUACUGUAGAACAAAAAUGGAUCUGUGAAAUGUAGUGUUUUUCCAGUAUGGGCAGUGCAUUGGUUACUGUAGGUUACGUGCCUGACAGCAAUAACUAUAUCGUGAUAAUCACUCUGUUUAGUGUAGAGAGACCGAACAUUGGGGCCUGCUGUCAGUACAUUGUAAAUAAUGACAAUAUUAAUCACAGUGACUAAAUUUACAUGGACACCAAUAUUCCAAAUAUUGAAUUUAUUCAGAAUAAGACAAUCAUUUGAUUGUGGUGUUUAGAUGGGUAAUUGCAUUUCAAACCCGUCAUAAUAUCCGUUCCGCUUAAAAUGCAUAGCAUACUACUUUCUCCCUCCCUCUUCGUAGUGGCAGCCAUCCUGUUAACAGGACAUGCAUAUUCAAGCACCUGAUAACUGUUGUAUGUUAAUUUCACAAAAUGCUGGGAAACUCCUAUUCAUGUCUACAUGAUGUGACUAAGGUUGGAAUCCACUCUGAAUUUGAUUGAUGCUAUGUCCUUUUGAACGACUUUAUUCCAGCUGAGUAAUCAGAAAAGGUUAUUUACACAGCAUUGUUUGAGUUUGACUGCUGUCUUAAACAGGUUAAUGUUGGAAUAUUGAUGCCCAUGUAAACAAAGUCAGUGUUUGCCUAGAAAUCUAUAUUGUGUGACCAUCUUACACAAAGGUAAACAGCAUUACUCACAGCUAAAUCUUGAAAUGGAGUGAUGCGAAGUAAGUUAUGUAUUAUUAGGUUGGGAGAGGCGGAAAUGUUGACUAUUUCAGCCCUUCAUCACUCUUAUCUUUUAAUGAGCACAAAUUCAAUGAGAUUCAUGAAAAAAUCUUUAGUUUAUUACCGAUGCUCAGAUGGCAGUAAACGAGGCACCGUUUCACCACUAGUAACAAGUCAUUUUUUAUCUGUGAUGAUUCGAUAUAUAUUUACUAAAAUAAUUCAAUCCAUGAUGAUUGAUAGUUUACAGUUAUCCAUUUAUAGAAAAAUAAACUUCAGAUUAUGUCAAGUUGAUUUGAUGACAUACUGCACUUAUUUGACUCUAUGACUUAUGAAUGCAUUUCCCAUGUGCUGUACUCUUAAAGUGAUACUUUACUAAUGUUGGCUAUUUUGUACUCCGUUUUUGUUGCUUCUUGUGUGACCACUAGCACAAACUGCACAUGUGGAUAACACAGAUUCAGGGACAACAGCCUUAGUCAUAAAUUUAUACUAUACUCUAUUACUACAGCAUCAUUCAUAUCCAUUGAAUUGGUGCUUUUACUAUUGAGAAGUACAUGUGAAAAAAAGUCUGUGCUGUGCUUUAGAUUCCUUUAGUAAACCAUUUUGCAUUCCAAAUAAAAAAAAUGUGUACUUGUU
Messenger RNA from Platichthys flesus (European flounder), 2710 nucleotides. Its product is annotated as asialoglycoprotein receptor 1-like. Bases 205 to 1401 code for a protein of 398 amino acids. Lineage: Eukaryota; Metazoa; Chordata; Actinopteri; Pleuronectiformes; Pleuronectidae. The transcript is spliced from 7 exons. The record is from RefSeq and is a predicted model, not a curated record.